AUGCGGCGCUUCAUUGGCCCUUGGAGUAGCUUUUAAUUUUCAAAGGCGGGCCCGGCUUCUUUCGCUCUGCCUGCCCUUUCGUUGUCCCCCCCCUUUCUCUCCGACAUUUAUUCUGAUUGGCUCGCGUUGGAAACCGGGAAAAGAGGAUUCGCUGAAAGGCUGGUCAAUCACAGGGAUGUUCAUGCCCAUUGAAGCUUGAGGCGGAUGGAACGUUGGCUCUCACUUGCUGCGCUGUGAUUGGCUCCGGCGGAGUUUGAAUUAUUUGGCGUGGCGAUGCUGCUGGCGCGUUCAGACGUGGAUACCCGCAUCUAGGGAAGCUGAUGAACCCGGGUAGUUUUACCGGGAUCGUCCCCGAGGAAGCCUAAUCUGGACACAGAAACCCUCUCUGCCAUAAAAUCUCGGCUCACGAGGGCACGUUCGCACGACACGUGAGCAACGGAUUCAGUGCGUCGUGGGAAUCCAGUUAUUUGUCCACGCGAUGGGUCAGCCGUGAGCAGCGGUUUACAGGUAAUUUCCUGGCAUGUGUUGCCCUUCGCAAACAGUUCAGGCUAAUGACACGAAUGAGGUUAUAGUUUAGCCUGGAAUUGCAGAAAAUGGCCAGAGUUAAGCGAUGUUGCCAAAAAAGGAGAUCCAGAACAAAACCUUCCUCGAAGGAAAAAAAACAUAUCGCGUUUACAUCUUCCUCCAGUCUUCCUUCAAAAGCUUUGCCUCCAACCAGGUCUCCGAUUAUCCUCCAUAGCCAAAAACGACCGUUCCCUUCCUGGUUUUUAGCUUUUGGAGACAUAUUAGAAACCCUCAAACAUAUCCUGGCUGGCACGGUUAGUUGGUGUUGGUGGUGCCAGAGACACAUUGCACAGAUUUUUCACAUCUUUAUAAACACAGCAUUUCCUUGGCACACGUACCUGGGGGAGCUGAAGGAGCUCAGGGCUGAAGUCGAAAACCUGAAAAGGGAUGUGGCUGAGCUGCAGUCAACUCUCCAAAACAGAGGAGCCGCGCCUCCUGCGGGAAACCCUCCUCACCAGUUCUCUCCAAACCUAUUAUCAGCUUCUCCUGCACAUGGGCAACUCGGCUUCACACAGCCCGUACCUCUCUCUUCACAAAACCCAGAGAUUCGCACUCCGCCACCUCCCCCACCACCACCCCCACUGCCGCCCCCGCCUCCUCCGCCGGCACCCCUUGUAUUCAAAAGACGGAGUGGCCCGAAGUCUGCCCCGUUAAAAACAGACGUCCCUCUACAAAUAACAACCCAGGACCUUCUGAACGUGAAAUUGAGGAAGACCAAGGGUGAAGCAGCGAUGGACAAGGAAACCUCCCCAUCCAAGGGGCGCAAGGCGUUGGUUACUUUCCGGGACCUUCAGAGCAUCCGUCUCCAGCCCAAAGCCCCCCAACCACUUCCUCACAUUACAAAUUUUCUCAAUACCCCCAACCGAGACGGUUUAGAUUUCCGGAAACACUUGAAAAAAGUGGCUAUUAAAAGGAGUCCAGGGGGAACCCCAAUGAAUAACAAAGAAAACAUUGAGACUGGCACGGGAUUGACUCCACUGAUGACCCAGGCCCUCCGGCGCAAAUUUCAGCUGGCUCACCCGAAGAGUCCAUCUCCUUCCUGCUUACCUACUAGAAACAGCUUUGAAGAAUAGAGCUAUUAGAUCACCUGGUGGUCUCCACAAACCUCUACGAUGGAUAUACAUCGCUGCUUUUCGGACAAUAUGGACUGAGGAACAAAGAUUUUCUUGGCCAAGCUUUUUGCAUGCUGGAAUAUGCUUCUUUCCCUCCCUCCGUCCUGUUUUUUUUUAAAAAAAAAAACCCAUUGUGUAGCAAUGCAUUACUGAAAAGCUCUUAAAAUAUAUAUCCAGACAUUACCUUUUCAUCCCACUUGGGCAUUCAAAACCUCCUUUAACGAAGCUGCUUCGACGUUUUAAAAGCUUUGCGAUUUUACUUCUGAGCUGCUCUUUAACAAAGUUUACACAUCUCAAUAUAUAUUUUUUAAAAGAAGGUGGGGGUUUUUUUGGGGGUGGGGGAUGACAGAAAUGUUGAUCUGAAGAAAUAGCACUGUUUUUCCAGGGCUUGGAAGAAUUCUAUUUAUUCUUGGCUUCCCAUGUUUGUAAUGAAGCUGUGUGCACACGCAGAAAUUUGUAUGCAUUUUAUACACAAGCGGGAAAGCUUUUGUACCUGCGGUUAGAAGAUGAAGGGAAGAGAAAUAUAUACCGUAUUUUUCAGAGUAUAAGACAUUUUUAACACCCUAAAAGAGAGUGAAAAUUUGGAUGCGACUUAUACAUCGGAAGUAGCCCCACCGGCUUCCACUGUUCGGCCUCAAACAGAGAUUUUGGAGGCUGCAAACAAUACCAAUGGAUACUACUAGACAAAGGCAGGAUUUCUUUUUUUUUCUUCUUAUUUUCCUCCCCAAAAACUAAGGUGCGUCUUAUACUCUGAAAAAUGCAGUAUGUGGCAUUUCGGCAUGAAGGACCAAUUUAGAAGUAUGUUGAAUUCGAGAUUGCUCUUCUUGUUAUUGGGGUCUCGGUGAAUGUCAAAUGCUUCUACAUCCAGUCUUGGAGAAAGUUUGUGAACAAGUAAGAGGGAAAUCUGAUCUUGAAUUAACACAAGUUGCACUAGCGUGGUUACACAAUGGAUUGUUACACAGGAAAGGUGUUUGUAGGAUUCACAUUGCAGGUGUUGUGAUAGAUCAACUGUGCUUUAUGUUGUAAGACAGUGUUUCUCAACCUUGGCGACUUUAAGUCCUGUGGACUUCAA
Messenger RNA from Thamnophis elegans (Western terrestrial garter snake), 2748 nucleotides. RefSeq names its product proline rich 11 (gene PRR11). The coding region runs from base 594 to 1637 and encodes 347 amino acids. Lineage: Eukaryota; Metazoa; Chordata; Lepidosauria; Squamata; Natricidae. The transcript has 10 exons. Gene Ontology annotation, cellular component: nucleus; cytoplasm. The record is from RefSeq and is a predicted model, not a curated record.